Molecule: messenger RNA, 372 nt
Organism: Cercopithifilaria johnstoni
Lineage: Eukaryota; Metazoa; Nematoda; Chromadorea; Rhabditida; Onchocercidae
Source: the annotation of a GenBank genome assembly
AUGCGACAGCAACAAACAACAACAACAACAACGACAACAACAACAACAGCGACAACAACAAUAACAACAACAACAAAUAACCGAAUAAAGACAGCCGAAUUUCCGAUUUACAUGGAAUAUACACGACAACAACGAUUUAAUAGACCGAUUCGCAUUGAAUUAUAUCUUGCCAAAGCAUUGUUACGUGAUGAAUGUUCGCAAGAUUCGCAUUGUGGUCAUCGAAUGAUUUGCUGCCAUAAACAAUGGUAUGAUCUAAGUGCUGAUUCUGGUACCGGAUAUUUUUGUUUGCCAAAUUGUGAAUUAACCAAAAAAGUAAGUCUUGGAAUACAUGAAGCCGAUGGUUUAAUACCAAACGAUAUAAUUUAUGAUUAA